This is a messenger RNA of Leopardus geoffroyi (Geoffroy's cat), 5187 nucleotides long. It is a transcript of the gene MANEA, whose product is annotated as mannosidase endo-alpha. Gene Ontology annotation, molecular function: alpha-mannosidase activity. The record is from RefSeq and is a predicted model, not a curated record. The transcript is spliced from 5 exons. Lineage: Eukaryota; Metazoa; Chordata; Mammalia; Carnivora; Felidae. Gene Ontology annotation, cellular component: Golgi apparatus. The coding region runs from base 135 to 1520 and encodes 461 amino acids.
CGCGCCCCUCCGGCGAGCGAGAGGUGUCGCGUUGCGUGCUUCUGGACUCCCCCGGGGCAACUCACUCUGUCACUCUUAGCCCUUCUUUGUGUCUGGCUAAACACUUACCAUUUUGGAGUUUAAAGUAUGUCAUCAUGGCAAAAUUUCGAAGAAGGACUUGCAUCAUUUUGUCACUUUUUAUUCUGUUUAUUUUCUCCCUGAUGAUGGGUUUAAAAAUGCUGAGACCAAAUAAAGCUACUUUUGGAGAUCCUUUUGGACUUGAACUUCUUCCAGAACUUCAUCAACAAACUCACUUAGGGAAAAACCUUGAUUCCCAAAACAAUGACAAAAUCAACAGUGAAACAAAUAUCAAGAAUUUAAAAAGUGUUGAAAUCACUCUGAAACCUUCCAAAGCCUCUGAACCUUACCUGGAAGAGCUGCGACCUCUGAAUUAUUAUUUGCAUGUCUUUUAUUACAGUUGGUAUGGAAAUCCGCAAUUUGAUGGUAAAUAUAUACAUUGGAACCAUCCAAUCCUGAAGCAUUGGGACCCUAGAAUAACCAAGAAUUAUCCACAAGGGAAACAUAAUCCCCCGGAUGACAUUGGCUCCAGCUUUUACCCUGAGUUGGGAAUUUACAGCUCUCGGGAUCCUUCUGUCAUUGAAACUCACAUGAAACAAAUGUACUCAGCUUCAAUUGGUGUACUAGCCCUAUCUUGGUACCCACCUGGUACAAAUGAUGAAAAUGGAGAAAAUACUGAUGAUUUGGUACCAACUAUUUUGGAUAAAGCUCAUAAAUAUAAUCUGAAGGUCACUUUUCACAUCGAGCCAUAUAGCAAUCGGGAUGAUCAAAACAUGUACAAAAAUGUCAAAUAUAUUAUAGACAAGUAUGGAAAUCAUCCAGCCUUUUAUAGGUACAAGACUAAGACUGGCAAUGCCCUUCCUAUGUUUUAUAUCUAUGAUUCCUAUAUCACAAAGCCUGAAAAAUGGGCCAAUCUGUUAACCACCACAGGGUCUCAAAGCAUUCGCAACUCUCCUUAUGAUGGACUGUUCAUUGCACUUCUAGUAGAAAGCAAACAUAGGUAUGAUAUUCUACAAGGUGGUUUUGAUGGAAUUUACACAUAUUUUGCCACAAAUGGCUUUACUUAUGGCUCAUCCUAUGAGAACUGGGCAGGGCUAAAAUUUUUUUGUGAUCAGUUCAACCUACUGUUUAUCCCAAGUGUGGGCCCCGGAUACAUAGACACCAGCAUCCGUCCGUGGAACGCUCAAAAUACUCGGAACCGAAUCAGCGGGAAGUACUAUGAAACUGCCCUGGGUGCCGCACUCCAUGCCCACCCCAGUGUAAUUUCCAUCACCUCUUUUAAUGAGUGGCACGAAGGAACUCAGAUUGAAAAAGCUGUUCCCAAAAGAACCAGUAAUACGGUAUACCUAGAUUACCGGCCUCAUAAACCAAGUCUUUAUCUAGAACUAACUCGCAAGUGGUCUGAAAAAUACAGUAAGGAAAGAGCUGCUUAUGCAUUCGAUCAUGAGCUGCCUCUUUCUUAAUGCAUUUAUAAUUCUAGAAAUCAAUAAAUAUUUUUUGUUUUAGGAAUAACUGUCAAUCAGUAUACACUGAUACACUUAAUAAAAAGAAUUUGUUCUUUUUUAAAAAUGGUAAUGUCAUCAUUGCCACCCUUCACAAUGCUGCACUGAAAAAAUGAGAGAAAAGUGCACAGUGUUCUGAAUUUGCAGUUAAAAUUCUACUUUGAUACUUUCAUUUCACAGUAAAUGCUUGUGUUACAUAAUUAGUGCACAGUUACAUCAAACUUGUAUUCUGGGCCCAAAGAAAUAGUGUGCAUAUUUGGUAUGUCUACUGAGGAAAAUAAGGCUUAAACGAUAGUGUACAUGUUUCAUGUAGAAUUUUUUCAGUGAUUCAGUCAUCCAGAGUUUGAACACUAAAGUCUCCAAUAAAAAUACUUAAGGGAAUGUAAUCAUAACAUCAGUCUUACUGUGAAUCCUAUUGUGUGAGGAAGGCCUGCAUCAUCCAUUGAGGAAUUUUGAUAAACCAUAGCACGCUUGGUGUUUUGUCCGUCUAAUGUGUCUGCUUCACAUCGAUGAAUUACAGAUUUUAGAAGCUGUGGAAAGUUGUUUCAUAAAAGUUAACAAUUGCUUAUCAGUUAUUAAGAAAACAUAGUUCACAAUUGUUAUUCAUGUUUUUAAAAUUCAAUGUUAAUCAGAGACCAACUGUUAGUAUCAAUUUUUUUUCUUUCUUACCUGUCAUUGGAUUUCCUUCUUGUUUUUAGCUAUUUUUACCAAAAUAGAGAAAAUUUACUUAGCAUUUUAAGGCCAUGGAAGUGAAAAUAUUUUUAUAUCUUAAAUCCAUUCCUACAUUUUACUUUUACUAAUUUAAUGAUUGAAAUAAUCUCAUUUAAAAUACUUUAUUGUAUGUAAUAACAUCCCCAUGUGUAAAAACAUCAUACAUUCAUGGUACCUAUCACGUUUAAUGCUUGUGAUCAGUUGUUUGUCAUAUUGUGACAAAUUAAUCUACCUGUAUGCUAAUAAUGAAUCUUUAUUUUUUUUUAAUGUUUAUUUAUUAUUGAGAGAGCACGAGCAGGGGAGGGGCAGAGAGAGGAGGAGACUACAGAAUCUGAAGCAGGCUCCAGGCUCUGAGCUAUUAGCACAGAGCCUGACACAGGGCUCAAACUCACAAACCAUGAGAUCAUGACCUGAGCUGAAGUCGAACACUUAACCGACUGAGCCACCCAGGUGCCCCAACAAUGAAUCUCUUUAAUAAUAGAGUAUAUGUCAUUCUCCAGUUAACAAAUAGUUAAUAUUUGUAAUUAGAAAUAUAGUAAAAAAAUAUAUGCUCACAUGAAUAUUAUUUAUUAAAGAGAAGCAAUUGGGCAGUACUAAUCAAAAAUACAUAUAAAUCUUCAGGGUUUAGAGAUACUCAUACAGAAAUUAACAACAGUAGAAUUAACAGAAUUAACAGUAAAUUAACAACAAUUUAUCAUAAAAUAGUCCAUCAGGUGAUGAAAUUUAUUUUCAAUCAGUGAUUUUGAAGUAAAAUUUCUUUGAAAAGAGGCAAGAUUAGUGUUAAACUUACUUAUAACUUAAUUUGCCAUUUCUCAGAAUGAUCAGACAAUGGGAAAUUAGUACAAUAAUAGUAAUCCACUUUCUCAGAAAAUGACAAGAAUAAAUCACUAUAAUGAUGUAAGCAAGCAUCUUCAUAGGACCACUCAUACAGAUAGAACCUGUGGAUUUUUUUUUUUUCUUCUAUCCAGUUAGCCACUGUAUGCUAUCCUAGGGAUGAAUUCUAAAUACACCAUGCCUAAUAAUCACACUGUAUUAAAUUUUGAAGAAUACUACAGAGGAGUUUUUGACAUUGCUUGUACUAUAUAUCUUAACCUACUGUGACAGAAAAGUUUUGUGAAAUGGUUCUGAUUAAGGGAAAGUGGAUAAAAACAAGGUCAGCAAAUCCUCAACACAAAUACCAUCACUUCCUAUUUUGCUCUCAUUGCAGACCUAGAUAAUCAACAGCAUGCUUUACCUCUGAACUUGACCCCAUCCAGCCAGUAACAAUCAGACUUCAAAGUAAGAUAAAACAGAUUCUGUCUUCAGUGCAGAAAGUUGUUCUCAAGGGAAGAAUGUUUGGAAUCUGAUAUAAUGGUUUAAGAAUUUAUAUGAACAUCGUGUGUCUUUUCACCUGUUAAAAAAAAUUAGGAGGAAUCAUAUCCAAUAAUUAUUCUCAAAAAUGCUCUCAAAACCCUUCCUCAGGUAUUCAUUACAGCUGCCUGCAUCAUUUGACUUACAACACAGUUUAUAUCAUUAUAAUCACAAGUAAAUGAGAGCAAAGAACUGAUUGCCUAAACUAUAUAGGUGUAAAUUCAAUAAACAGUGUAAUAUAUGCAAUGCAUGAAUCAUAAUUCUUUUAUGGUUUAAUCAGUCUGUUUUGACUGCAUAGAAAAUCUUUGUUUUAUUGUCCCCUUAAGGACUAAUAUUGUCAAAAACUGCUGUUAUUAGUGUUUAAGUUGUACGUUUUUUUGUUUUGAAAUUAAAAAAUGACUAUUUUGUUAUGUUAAUUAACUUUCAUUUAAUAAAAGCGUACAUGAAAUAUAUAUAAAAAUGUUUCUGCUUAAUGAAAUAUUUAAUUUCUGAUGAUUAACAGAUGAAAGUAGUAUUCAUUCAGCACUCUUUAUUUUCUGUUUGAAAUACGCAACACUCACAAAGUCUAUCUUUAACUGCAUAUACAUUUUAAAUGUAAAUUUGCUAAACUUUUUUUUUUAUUUGGGAGAUGUUUUCUUAUUUUUUUUUUUAUUCUUUAGGCAUAAUCAUGUUCUAACUCUUAUGAAAUUGGUCUUACCGUAACAAGCUACCAGAAAGUCUACCAAGUUUAUAACCAUGCACUUUUCAAACUAAUCAGUUACUCAGUUUAAACACGAUGACAUGUGUGAACUCUAUAGUCCCUACAGAAACAGCUCUUAAAACUGUGUACCUAAAUUUUGGAUUAAGGUCAAACACCCUCAUGUCCCAUAGUGUAGAAGCAAUACUUUAUUAAAUUAAAGUAUAAAGCAAUACCUUUAAAGUAUAAAGCAUAUAGUAUAAAGCAUAAAGUAUAAAGCAAUACUUUUAAAGUAUAAAGCAAUACUAUUAAAGUAUAAAGCAAUACUUUAUUACUAUUAAAUACUUUAUUACUUUAUUAAUAAACAAUAUUUAUUUAGAAAAAGUCCAGUUACUUUCAUAAAUAUCUACAAUUUCAAAAUGAAAAAUGGACCUAGCCACAGCCACAGGCAGAAACGUUUUUUGGCUCACAUGUUCUCUGUUUAAAAAUAAACUCCAAAUUGAAUUUUAUACUUUGUUACAUGUCCACGUAAAGUCUAAAUGUUGUUGUAUGCUUACUGUAAAAUUAUCAUUGAUAAUUCAGGUACUACAUUGGCUUAAUUACAAAGACUCACUUAUCCUUAGUCUAAAGAACUUAGUAGUAGUGCUGUUACAUUUCAGUUAUCCGUGGAGAGAGGAACAUUUUUCAAUGCAAUUAGUUUUUGUUGGUUUUACAUAAUUUAGGAUAUCAAAAGAAUUUAAAAACUAGUAAGCAAAUGAUCAUACAUCUAAAAUUUACUGAAAUUAAAAGAGUAGCACUUUUUAUUCUUAGUGUUCUAGAUCCCAUUUAAAAGCAUCUUAUAUAUUAAAUUGUAAAAAAAUUUAACCAUGAAUUUAACCAUAAAGAGACUUU